GCAGCUCGCGCAGCGACUGGCGGCCGGCGACACGGCCGCGGCGCUGGCCUCCUCCCUGUCCUCCACCCUGGCCGACGGCAUGGCCGCCACCGUGGUGGACCGCCUCGGACAGCGCCUGGAGCAGCAGGACCAGCAGAGGGCCGCGGACCUCAAGGCCUCGGCCCAGGAGUCCAAGGACGAGCUGCUGGAGUCCGUCAGCGACAUCAUCACCUCGAGCAACAGAGGCUUGGUGGCCGACGUGGCCAAGUCGUACGAGGCCGUGACCAAGGAGCUCGGGGCGCUGGUCGGCGUGGAGCGCGUGCUCAUCCAGACGGGCGACAACGUCCUGGACGCCAAGCGGCGCAUCGAAUAUGGCGUGCACCAGAUCCUGCACGAGGUCGGCGCCCUCGUCAAGGAGCAGUCGAAAGACCUGAACGAGACGCUCAACAUGCGCUUCGACGUCAUCUCCGCCGACAUCCUGUCGCACCAGACGGAGAACCUCGGCAACCUGAGCACCAAGAUCGAGACGGAGAUCUCGCAGGUGUGGCGGCAGAUCGGCAUCAUGUACGAGCAGCUGACGGCCUCCAAGAGCAUGCUGGACCGGCUGCAGCAGCAGACGGAGAUCUACGUCAACGGCAGCCUGCAGACCAUGGACGGCAUGGAGGGCAAGGUGGGCCAGAUCACGGGCAGGAUGGGCGAGGUGGACGAGAACCUCAACUACCUGCUGGGCCGCCUGUCGCUCGUCACGCAGGAGUUCAACCAGAUCAAGUCGGGCCUGGCGUCCGCCCUGGACAGCAUCCGCAAGAGCUUCCUGGAGCUGCAGGGCCAGGUGACGCAGGUCACGGACCUGGGCCCCGGCCCCAACCCCAUCCCCGAGGAGCCCCCGUCCCCCGCCAUCAUGGUCCGCGCCAGGACGCCACCGCGGCCCGGUAGCGCCGCCGGCGACACGGGCUCCGACAACCAGGUCUAGCCCGAGUCCGCCACCGACAUGGAGCCGCGUCGGCGGCUACCUAGGCCUAACAGUGCAGGCGCCAGCUUGGGCGUCCGAUGCUCCGUCCGGAGCUGCUAGCCUGCAGUCUCAUUCCGAGAGUCGUUUCCGUCGCUCUGUCUCUCUCGCUCCUACACGGCACGCCCCAUAAGUGCGAGAGAGACAGAGCGACGAAAGCGCCUCUCGGAAUGAGUCUGCUGGUGGCUCCGGACACCGCCACUGCCGUGGACAAUGCUCGCGUGCGCAACAAGCCUUAAGCGGGAGCGACACCGGCAGGCCGACAAGGCCCUCAAGCCAGUGGGGACCACUUCUCCCAUGCUGGCCGAUUUAAUUGCGUGGUGCAUGCGAUGCAAGUGUUGGAGCAGAAAAAGUUUCCAUUUAGAUUUCGCUAUCAUUUCAUUCAUUCUUAGUUGUGUGUGUGUGAGUUGCUUUUUUUUUUUUUACUCCAAUUUAACUUUUUAUUAAUUGUAAAAUGAAGUUGAACACCAAGUUCCUCCCACUUCACCCAACAUUUCCACCCAUGUGCGAUGAAAGGGUACUUCUUGAUAGAAAAACUCAAAAUACGUGUACUAUGAAAAUGAUUUAUUGUAGUUAUCGCGAAGUACAAAAGAAAAAACAAGUGGAUCAGAAAAAUAGCUCAAUAAAAAAUACAAGAUUUAAUACAUUCAACAAUGAUAUCACAUGUUCCAGUCUGGCAAUGAGUAAAACAUUAAAAAAUUGAACAAACACUCAAAAUUUCAUGGUUUUGGUCCUUUGCAGGACGGCCACAUUUAAAAGCAUCAAUUUCAAAUCACAUCUACUUCUUCUUGUAUGAAUAAAAUCCUUCCCCAGUCUUCAUUCCAAGUUUGCCCUCUGAGACAAGUUUGUUCAGUGUAUCCAGGGGGUUGAAAAGGGGGUUCUCCGGCAUCUUCUCAUGCCAACCUGUGAGCAAAAAUUUUGUUGCAUUAAUUGACACUUUCAGUAACAUUUAACUCUAAGUUAAUAAAAGAUCAACAAAUUUACCAUCAAGAAUGAA
Molecule: messenger RNA, 1982 nt
Organism: Thrips palmi
Lineage: Eukaryota; Metazoa; Arthropoda; Insecta; Thysanoptera; Thripidae
Exons: 3
Coding region: 80-949 (289 amino acids)
Cellular component (GO): plasma membrane
Source: RefSeq, a predicted model, not a curated record